Molecule: messenger RNA, 1365 nt
Organism: Prunus avium (sweet cherry)
Lineage: Eukaryota; Viridiplantae; Streptophyta; Magnoliopsida; Rosales; Rosaceae
Product: akuammiline synthase 1-like
Source: RefSeq, a predicted model, not a curated record
AUGGCCUCGCAAAUCAAGGUUGAAAUUAUCGAGAGGCAAACCGUUAAACCCCCCUCCCCAACACCUCAUCACCUUAGAAAUUAUAAGCUUUCUCAUCACGAUGAGAUGGCUCCUGCAAUCUACAUCCCACUCCUUCUCUUCUAUCCCAAUGCUGCUGAUGCUAAUACUAACAAUGUCAUUGCCACCAACGAAAGAUGUCAGCAUCUAAUGCAAUCUUUAACUACAACUCUCACCCACUUCUACCCUUUAGCAGGAAGAAUCAAAGGUCACGCCGUAAUUGAAUGUAACGAUGAUGGAGCUGAAUUUGUGAAAGCCGGAGUCACGUGCUCCUUAUCAGAGAUUUUGGAACACCCAGAUGCCGAGAUGUUAAGACGAUUCCUUGCUAUUGAUCAAUCCGACUCCAGAGAAUCAGCCACAAGCCCAUUGCUUCUUGUUCAAAUCAACUUGUUUGAGUGCGGUGGAAUGGCAAUUGGGUUUAGCAUUUCGCAUAAGUUUGCUGAUACCUCAACACUGAGCUUAUUCAUCAAUUGUUGGACUGCAACCUGCCAUAAUCAGUCAAAUAAGUUAAUGGUUCCAAAAUUUGGUGCAGCGUCUCUGUUUUCACCACUAAAUUUGUCUAACUUAGAGCCACCGGCAUUCCCACCCGCGGAAGGCGCUAAAGAAAAAUGCAUGACAAGGAGGUUUGUGCUUGAUGCCACAAAAAUUGCUGCUCUCCAGUCAAAAGUAGCCAGCUCAGCUGUGCCAAAACCAACAAGAGUACAAGCAGUAUCAGCACUCAUUUGGAAAUGCAAAAUUCAAGCAUCAUCCAUAUCAUCAUCAUCAAACAUGUUGGGGACUAGUCUAAUAAGGCCAUCAGUCGUCUCUCAGCCUACGAACAUGCGUAAAAACACAGUGCCGCCAUUGGCAGAAAACAAGGUAGGGAAUCUAGUGGAUUUUUCAACAGCACACUACUCUCACUCUGGAGAGAGUACUAGUGGCAUAGAUUUGGAAGACUUGGUAGCAAAAAUCGGGGAAGCGCUUGAAGAGAUGAAAGAGCAUUGUGCUAUGAAAGUAGUAUUCGAUACUGGCGAAGCAUGGAAAAAAAAGAAAGAGUACAUAAACCUGGUAAAAAAUGAUGACAUAGACAAGUAUGUGUGCACAAGUUGGUGUCGAUUUCCAUUUUAUGAAGCCAAUUUCGGAUGGGGAAAGCCAUCAUGGGUGAGUUUUGUUCCUGUUCCAGUUGACAAUAUAACUAAUUUGAUGGACAAAAGAGAUGGCAAUGGAAUAGAAGCGUGGGUGAAUCUGAGACAAAAAAAGAUGGCCUUAUUUGAAAGCAACGAGGAGCUGCUUGCAUAUGCUUCUCUCAAUCCUAAGGUCACCUACUGA